Molecule: messenger RNA, 1311 nt
Organism: Candidula unifasciata
Lineage: Eukaryota; Metazoa; Mollusca; Gastropoda; Stylommatophora; Geomitridae
Source: the annotation of a GenBank genome assembly
GAUGAGAAAAACCAGAUUCUUACCACAAACUGCUGGCUAAAUCAGAUCUGGACUGAUUUCAAUCUGAGGUGGGAUCCAGCAAAAUAUGGAGGCAUUAAAGUGCUUCGACUGCCUUAUGAGGAAGUGUGGAAACCUGAUGUUCUACUUCACAAUAAUGCUGAUGUCUCCACGUACGAGUCGUCCAUAUCUUCUAACCUGAUCGUGAGUAACGAUGGCAAUGUCACCUGGUUCUCUAUGGUGAUCUUCAAGAGCUCAUGUUCCAUAAACGUUCGCUAUUUUCCCUUCGACGCCCAGAACUGUUCCAUGCAAUUUGCGUCCUGGUCAUACGACGGAUUACAGCUGAAUCUAACUAUAAAUUCCGACCGAGGAGAUACUAGCAACUAUAUACAGAACAGCGAGUGGGAGUUGAUCAACCUUCUUGUGGAAAGGAAUGUUCAAUACUUUUCUUGCUGUGAGGAGCCAUACCCGGACAUUACCUUCUAUAUAAUCAUCAGGCGUCGCCCGCUGUUUUACAUUUUCAAUAUGAUUCUCCCGUGUAUACUCAUUACUUUGGUGGCCCUCCUGGGAUUCUACAUUCCGUCAGACUCCGGGGAGAAAGUGACCAUGGGUAUCACGACACUGUUGUCAAUGACUGUCUUCAUGAUGCUGGUAACAGAGAACAUGCCUCCUACCUCAGACGUUCUCCCUCUUAUAGGCAUAUACUACGGAAUGACGAUAUUCAUCGUGUCCUUUGCCACCGCCAUGACCGUAUUUACAUUGAAUGUCCACCACAAAGGAUCUAGCGGGAAGCCAGUACCUCUGAUUAUCAAAAGAAUCUGCUUCGAUGUUUUAGCCAAGAUGUUCUGUAUGAAGAUCGACAGCUGGAACGGUGAUCAUGUUAACAUAUUUACGCCAGACUGCAAUGGUGCUCCAGGCGGUUCUUCCAACUACAUACGUUUCAAAGUAGCAAAUCAAGAAGAUACUGAUCUUGUAAACAUGGAGAUGAAACAACCACAUGACAUGAGUCAUCCCAGCCGCGUGGAUAUUCCUUCAAUGGAGGGCGAAGAGUGUCAAGGAAAUGGCACAGUUCCUCAAACGUUCCUUGGAUAUCGCCGCUCCAACGGAAACGCAUCAUCAUUGGAACAAACCUCAGACUCUUUCGAGCUGAACGACAUCAGGCUAGCGGAGCAGGAGAAGAAAGACGUUAUCAAGACAGAGUGGCAACAGGUGGCUCAGUUAGCGGACAGACUGCUGCUGACUUGCUUUGUAUGUGUAACACUCGCCAUUACGGGUGUGGUACUGUUUGUUUCGCCUGCGUCCGUCACAGUUUGA